AUGACUCCGCCAAAGAAAGCUAAGGCUGUUGCAACAAAGAUGACGAAAUUAAAGUUGUUGCACCGUAGGCGGACCAACGUAUUAGGUUCCGCUGAACUAAUAAAAUCGUUCAACGAACAAUUCGAUGUCAUACACUGUGAUCAUUUGCUAGUGCGCAUUGAACGUUUUGAUGCAUUGUGGGGAGAAUUUGAGGUGAUUCAAGACGAAAUCGAAGUUUUAGAAGAUGAGGAAGAACAAUUUUCGGAUCUGCGAAUGGAGUUCCAGACUAUGUAUUUUGAAUUAAAGGCAUCUUUGCAAAGCAAAUUCCCUCCUCGCCCAUCGACGUCCGUGAUGUCAUCGGUGCAAGCGCAGCCUAUAGCCCACAUUAGGCUGCCUGAAAUUUCAUUGAAACAAUUUUCGGGUAGAUUGGAUGAUUGGGUUUCGUUUCGUGAUCUUUUUGUGUCUUUGAUUCACAACAAUCAGCAAUUGAGUGCAGUGCAGAAACUGCAUUAUUUGCGAGCAACACUUUCCGAUGAAGCGGCUGGAAUAAUAUCGUCGCUCGAAUUAUCGGCUAAUAAUUACACCGUUGCUUGGACCAUGUUGAAGGAGCGGUAUGAGCACAAAACCUUCUUGAUAAAGAGACACAUGUCCGCGCUUCUAGCACUUUCUCCAGUAAAGAAGGAGUCGUCUGUAAAGUUGUCAAAAUUGGCCGAUGAAUUUGACCGUCAUGUUCAGCUGUUAGAUAAACUUGAGAAUGCAGUUGAACACUGGAACUCGUUCCUCGUCGAGCGCUUGAGUAGUUGCUUGGACCCCGUAUCGCUGUGCGAAUGGGAGACUCAAGUUACUGAAGUUGACAAACCAACAUAUAAGGCACUGCUUGAGUUUGUACACAAAAGAUCCCGAAUUCUACAAACGUUAUUGCUCUCCCAAACUGGCUAUACCCAAACCGAAUCGAAACCCUCAAAGCCUCGUCUCACUACCGCCCACGUUGCUUCAGAUAAUGUACCUAAGUGUCCCAGUUGCAAGCAGGCACAUUUGCUGUUCCAGUGCGACCAGUUUCGCGCGUUGCCACCACAGCAGCGUUUUGAGUUCGUGAAGAAACAUGGACUUUGCAUAAAUUGCCUCAAGGGCACUCAUCUUGCAAAGGAUUGCUCCAGUGGUUCCUGUAAGACCUGCGCCAAGAAGCAUCAUUCCCUGCUGCAUUUGCAACCUGUUUCGGCGCCCACGGCGGCUGGAAAUUCGGCAGCAGGAACUAAUUCAUUAUCUGGAGCAUUCCGUUCGCAUCUCGAAUCGUCGAUCGGUCACACCCCUCCGGUUGGGUUUUCGGUUGCCUCACCACUUGUCGCUCCGUCGUUGUCGUCGUCGUACACGCAUUCAUUUCCGAUCGAUAUAGCUCCCUCGUCGCCGGUAAAUUCGUUCGGUAUCGUCAAUCCGCCUUCUGGCCCCUCCUGUAAAAGUGCAGAAGUGAACACACAAGUGAGAAAUAAUCUAGUGAUGUUGUCAACGGCAGUUAUCAAGGUUAAGGAUGCAUACGAUAAAUAUCAAUUCACUAGAGCUCUACUGGACAGUGGCUCUCAGCCCAGUUUCAUCACCGAAGCGCUUUGUCAGAAGCUUCGACUGAAGCGCAUCAAGUUAAACUCGCCGGUCAGUGGGGUCGGACAAUCUACCCUCACCGUGCACCACGGUGUGAUGUUAUCGCUCGCCUCUCGUUUCGGGGAAUUCAAAUACAACCUGGAUUGCCUAGUGCUACCAAAGCUUACCGUCUCGCUGCCCAGCCAACAUAUUGACGUUUCGCGUUGGAGAAUUCCACGUAAUCUCCCGCUCGCCGAUCCGCAGUUCAACGUCAGCCAUGGGGUUGACAUCAUUAUUGGUGUUGAGCUGUUCUUCAAUUUGCUUGACAAUCAACAACUUUCGUUAGCGGCUGGCUACCCGAUUUUACAGAAGACUGUGUUAGGAUACAUCGUCUGUGGAAAAGAUUCCGUUGUUUGUCACAAUGCUAUACAUCCGGCACUGCUGUUCACCCUUUCACAGUCAGGAUAG
Topomyia yanbarensis is the source of this 2019-nucleotide messenger RNA. RefSeq lists its product as uncharacterized. NCBI's taxonomy places the organism in Eukaryota, Metazoa, Arthropoda, Insecta, Diptera, Culicidae. Bases 1 to 2019 code for a protein of 672 amino acids. The record is from RefSeq and is a predicted model, not a curated record. The transcript has a single exon.